AUGAUACGUUUUGGGACUGCUGCCACAAACGUCCUGGCGAGCCGCGCCGGGCCAGCAGCCGUCGUCAGCGUCCUCCCGGCUACCGCCGUCACGGCCUUCGCGUCGCGCCACGGCGCACGGAUCCAGCCCAGCCGCUGCAACGGCUGCCCAAGAUGCAACUCGGCUGCAUGUGCCGCCAUCGCCCCACAGACGUGCACGAGUAGCAGCAACGAUAGCUGCAGCUCUAGAAGCAACAACGUUGCCGCGACUCAUAAUAGCAGCCGCCGCCUUCGCGGAAUGUGCGUGCCGGUCAGGGAACCGCUCCACCGCGGUGCCGUACUCGCCGCCACGGCCACAUCGGUUCCGACAUCAAGCCACGACCAGCCACCCACCUCCGGAUCUGCCCCAGCGAUCUGCGACCCGUCAGCCUACCAAACUCUGAGCCUGCUCAUCCUUCUGUACGAGUGCACCCUGCGCGCGUACGGCAGUCCGCUGCUGGAGGCCGCCGACUUGCUAACGCUACCCGCCGUAGUGGACGAGCUGCCGUGCUGUGUCGUACUGCUGGUCCCGCUGGAGGAGCAGCCACGUCGGCGGCCCCCAAUGGCGGCGGCGGCGCCGAUCUCGGCGUCCGGUCCACACACACCCGGGUCGACAUCCGCAGCGGCGCCGUCGGCCUCCCUUGACGGCGUGGAAGGGGCGCAAGGCCGGCCGACGUCUUGGGGAACGACGAGCCACGGCUCUGCUCCCGCUGGUGAUGACGAUAGUCGUGGCAGCUGUUGCAGCAGCAGUGGUGAACACGGCGGCGGCAGUAGCACUAGCGGGCUGAUGGAGCCGCUGGCGGUGCAGUACCUGAACCGUGCGGCAGCGGAGGCGCUCGGAGCUGUGUGUGGGACUGGCGCGAGCUCCUCCUGCCCCGGGGCUUGGGAGCUUGAGAUGGCGGAUCUUGGUGCUGCUGACGUCAUUCGGGCGAUGUCCAAAUCCCGGGGGCCGCCGCGGAAGGGCACUUCACUCUGCGCCGACCUGACUCUGAGGGCCGCAGCACCUGCAGUGGAGGCUGCGGGCCCUGGUGACCUGAAUGUGGGGGUUCGCGGUUUUGGCGGCAGGAGAACCAUCCACUGCCCCGAGGCCCUGCUGCUGCCCCUCAUGUCACCCAACGGCACCUGUGCCGCCGUUGCAGUGCUGUUCGAGCGGUGGGAAGUGAAUGACGUCACUGGAGGAGUGGUGCUGGAGGGCAGGCCGCUGGUGCCCGAAGUGACCCCUGGGUCACAACCUGCGGGUGCGGCGGCGGCUCUAACGCAGCUGCCAGAGCGGGUGCGCGCUCAGGCGGACGAGGUGCGCGGACUUAAGUCGCAGCAGGGGUUGACGAACAAGGAUCCCCAGGUGGUUGCGGCCGUUGCGACGCUGCAGCAGCUCAAGAUGGAGCUGGAUUUGCAGCAGCGCCUGCACCGCGCGUUCAGCGGGGAGAUCAGCGUGCUGCGGCCACUGCUGCAGCAACAGGUGCUAACGGAUGGAUGAGGAAGGAGGGACUCGAAAUCAGAUUGGCGCGGGGGGUUGCAUGGUGACGGAAACAUUGCAUUCUGGCAGUGGCCAGUGCCGUACGUACUGGAGCCGUCGGAAGAGAGUUACUUACAGUUAAGACGGCGUUGCGGGACUUUCGCUUUGGGACGAGUGCAGGCGAGACCUGUGGUCUGACGAAAAGCGGAGACAGCGAUCGCCCUGUUUGCCUACGGAGAUUUGAAGCACCCACACGCGAGCAUGCGCACAAGCGAACGUAGAAAGCAACAAAAGGCGAGGAUCCUGCUCGUGUGCAUGUAUGGGGGCGGACCUGGCAAAAAGCGUUUUGUAACUCUGAACUCCAG
Volvox carteri f. nagariensis is the source of this 1838-nucleotide messenger RNA. RefSeq lists its product as uncharacterized. The record is from RefSeq and is a predicted model, not a curated record. Lineage: Eukaryota; Viridiplantae; Chlorophyta; Chlorophyceae; Chlamydomonadales; Volvocaceae. Bases 1 to 1494 code for a protein of 497 amino acids. The transcript is spliced from 5 exons.